AUGGCCGGGAUGCUAGCUCGGCGCCCUUACUUCCGCAGGCGCUUCGGUCAGCUGACGCGUCCGGCCCCGCCCCUGAAGCGGAUCACGUGCUCCGCGGGCUGGCUUUGCCUAGAGUGGCCACGUGGGUGCCUUGCGGGUAAGUCCAGUUUCCUCCUUAGUCCGGAUCGGGCAGGAUUUCUCAUCCUUCCGUCGGAUGGGCUUGGCAGGCUUGAUCUCGAAGGGAAGGAGGGAGGAAUGGAGAGCAGAAGCGGAAAUAAACCGGGAGAAGAGUUGGAUCGAAGAUCCGAUACCCUUUUAAAAUUUGGUUUUUUUUUACGGGGGGGGGGUGGCUGGCAAAUUGGGCUGUUACUUCCAUUUCGAUUAUGUGUUUUGUGGUUUUGUAUUUUGAUUUUAUUCUGCGAUCUCUGGGUCUACAAAUGCAAUAAAUAAUAAUAAAUCGGAUUCAUUGGAGGGCGUCGUUGAUUUGUCGCAACGGUGCUAGUUGCAAUCGAAAGAUGCCCUCUGGGUUUCAAGGAUCGCCCGCCUCAAUCCAGAGUGUGGUGGCAUGUUUGCAACGUAAUAAUGCGUGCUUCGCCAGGGAGGCAAGGAUGUCGCAUCUCUGUCCCCUAAAUGCCCCUGCAAAAAAGGCAAUAUGGAUGUAGCCAAGUUGGGGGGGAGCAGGUAUUGUGCACAAUGAAGGUACAGACACACUAAAUGCCCUCUAUCUUGUAUAAGUGAGGCAGAUAUCCUAUAAUGCUACUUUUCCAGUUGUUUGUAAUAAUAGAGGCAGUUAGCUUGUUAGUUAAUAUUAUUAAUUUAUGAUUUAUACCCUGCCCAUCUGGCUGAGUUUCCCCAGCCACUGUGGGCUGCUCCCAAUCAAGUGUUAAAAACAAUACAGCAUUAAAUAUUAAAAAGUUCCCUAAACAGGGCUGCCUUCAGAUGUCUUUUAAAAAUAGAAUAGCUGCUUAUUUCCUUGACAUCUGAUGGGAGAGCGUUCCACAGGGCGGGCGCCACUACCGAAAAGGCCCUCUGCCUGGUUCCCUGUAACCUCACUUCUUGCAGUGAGGGAACUGCCAGAAGGCCCUUGGAGCUGGACCUCAAUGUCCGGGCUGGAUGAUGGGGGUGGAGACGCUCCUUCAGGUAUACUGGGCCGAGGCUGUUUAGGGCUUUAAAGGUCAACACCAACACUUUGAAUUAUGCUCGGAAACUGGGAGCCAAUGCAGAUCUCUCAGGACUGGUGUUAUAUGGUCCUGGCAGCCACUCCCAGUCACCAGUCUAGCUGCCGCAUUCUGGAUUCAUUGCAGUUUCCAGGUUAUGUGCUGAGUACAAGGUACAGAUAACAACAACAACAACAAUAAUAAGUUUUAAAUUUAUAUCCUGCCCAUUUUGCUGAGCUUCCCCAGACACUCUGGGCAGUUUACAAACAUACAGAAAAACAAAACAUAGCAUCAAACAUUAAAAAAAACCAAAAUCUAUACGAGCUACAAACAAACCAAUAAAUCAAUAGAAACCAAUAAUGUUUGGAUUUGAGCUGCAAAACACUAACCCCGCUUCCUCCAGAUUGGUUCUCCCCUUUAUUGAUUUACCCUGGCGUUGGACCAUUAGGACCUGGUAAGGGCAAAAAAGCAAAACAAGGCAAUCAACAAAACACUCCAGUAAAAAUCGAUGCACAUUGAUUUUUCCUGGCUUUGUUUUUAAGACGGCUGUUUGACAAGGCCGUGCGCCCUGUUAAAAGAACCUCCGCUGUAUUUCGUAUUCCAACCCCCUUUUAUCUGCUGCCGUUUCAACAACAACAACAACAACAAACACUUUGGCUGAAUUAAUGAUCCUUCAAAAGAUAAAAAUAAAAAGGGGGGAAUUAACUCAUGGUGAAAUGUUCAGUGUGAGCAAAGCAUCUUCUGUGUUGCUUGUUAUGGAAAAUUUGUGUUGAGCAAGGGGUCAAUUUUGUUUUUGGGUAUAUUUGUUCUAACAGCAUUUGUGGCAUAGGUACUGUGAAAUUCUUUGACUUUGUGCCAUGUUCCAAGUAGAAGUACCACUUUUUCUUACUUCUUUUUUCUUAUUACUAUUCUCUUCUCUCUACCCUUUCUUUUUCUUCUUUCUUACUCUCUUCUUUUUUCCUUUGAUAAGAUACGUAGAUUAAUGUUUCAGUUUGUGGGGAGGAGAGGAUAUUGCACAUAAGUUCUGUUUUUUCUCUUUAAUGAAAUUUAUUCAAAAAACCCCGAACAAACCACAAGGCAACUGACCUGGCUUAUAGUGUAACGUUUUCCACAAUCGAAUUCCAACACCUACUGGACCCAGGCAUUAUGGGGGUCUAGCACCCACAAACUCAUAACAGUGCCUUCUAUCCAGAUAACUAGAGAGGGAACAGAAAUGGAUAAGCUCAACAUGCUUGCAAUGUGAAGCUGUGCUGGUUUAGAGCAGUUUGGUGCCCAAAUCAGCAUCACGGUUAUUCUUUGUGCCUAUGGUGUUUGGCUCUGCAAAGAGAUGAUGACUGGUCAUUUAACCUUCCCCCUUUUUAAAAACUAAUUUUUAUUUGAUUUUACCAGCGUAGAGUUAUAACCAUACCAAAUACAUAUUUAGAGAUUUCUCUGAAUCUCUAGACUUCCCCCCCAUCCCCUCCAGGGGUCCUAUUGUCAACCUUUUCAACUGCACAUUAUUUCAUAAUCCAUAUUUUUAUAUCUCUCCAUCUUGUCCAUAAUGUUUGUUACAUUACAAGUGUUAAUAGAACCCUGCUAAUGUUUUCAUCGGCUUACAGUGGCCUCCUAAAUAAAUUACAGUUUCCCCCCAUUCUUUCUUGAAGUUUUUGUCUUCUUGGUUCCUGAGCUUCCGGUCAGUUUUGCCCUUUCAGCGUUGUCUAACAGCUUGGUUUGCCAUUCCUCUCUGGUCAGGACUGUAUCUUCUUUCCAUCUCUGGGCUGGUAGCAUCCGCGCGGCUGUUGUUGCAUACAUGAAAGUCUUUUCCUUUGUGAUGUCGGUACCUACAAUUCCUAAUAAAAAAGCUUCUGGUUUUUUUAAAAAAAAAUAAAGGUUAUUUCAAACAUUUUUUUCUAUUCAUUAUAGAUCAUUUCCCAGAAUGCUUUUAUUACCUUACACGACCAACACUUUUGGUAGAAGGUGCCUUCUUUUCCUUUACAUUUCCCUCAGGUAUUUGUACCUGUCUUAUACAUUUUUGCUAACUUGUUGUUGUUGUUUAGUCAUGUCCGACUCUUUGUGACCCCAUGGACCAGAGCACGCCAGGCACUUCUGUCUUCCACUGCCUCCCGCAGUUUGGUCAAACUUAUGCUGGUAGCUUCGAGAACACUGUCCAACCAUCUCGUCCUCUGUCGUCCCCUUCUCCUUGUGCCCUCCAUCUUUCCCAACAUCAGGGUCUUUUCCAGGGAGUCUUCUCUUCUCAUGAGGUGGCCAAAGUAUUGGAGCCUCAGCUUCAGGAUCUGUCCUUCCAGUGAGCACUCAGGGCUGAUUUCCUUCAGAAUGGAUAGGUUUGAUCUUCUUGCAGUCCAUGGGACUCUCAAGAGUCUCCUCUAGCACCAUAAUUCAAAAGCAUCCAUUCUUCGGCGAUCAGCCUUCUUUAUGGUCCAGCUCUCACUUCCAUACAUUACUACUGGGAAAACCACAGCUUUAACUAUACGUACCUUUGUCAGUAAGGUGAUGUCUCUGCUUUUUAAGAUGCUGUCUAGGUUUGUCAUUGCUUUUCUUCGAAAAACAGGCGUCUUUUAAUUUUGUGACUGCUGUUACCAUCUGCAGUGAUAUUUGCUAACUUACUAGGAGUCAAAUACCAUCGGUACAGUGGUACCUCAGGUUAAGUACUUAAUUUGUUCCAGAGGUCCGUACUUAACCUGAAACUGUUCUUAACCUGAAGCACCACUUUAGCUAAUGGGGCCUUCUGCUGCCAUGCCGCCGGAGCACAAUUUAUGUUCUCAUCCUGAAGCAAAGUACUUAACCUGAAGCACUAUUUCUGGGUUAGCAGAGUCUGUAACCUGAAGUGUAUGUAACCCGAGGUACCACUGUACAUCAUUUUCAUGUCUUUUCACUUUCGAUCUCACACUGUAAUCAUGCGCAGGUGGAUGUUUUGUAUCCGGCAUGGCCGAGAAGAGAUCUUCGGGAGGACAGCAGCUUCUGUUGCUGUUGAUCAUCGCUGUGGCCUUCGUGCACCUAGCAGUCUGCCCGUUUGCAAAAGUGGAAGAGAGCUUCAAUCUUCAGGCCAUCCACGACAUCCUUUGGCACAAACUGGACUUCGACAAGGUGAACGGGAUGAUACUCAGGGAUUACGAUUGGUGUCCUGCUGAGUUGCUGGGUUCAUGGGACGAACGGGCGGACUUCACGCAACCAAGGAGAGGUUUUAACGCCUUCCGUUUUUAGCCUCUGGGUUUCGAUGGACGUGGUAGAAUAGAAAAAAACACCCAUUGCUUGAGGGAGUCAAAAGAGGAGCACCAUUAUGUUUUUUCUCUUGGGGUGAGAUUUGAGAUUAAGCACUUAAUUCUCAUCCCAUGUUCAGAGGCAUGGAUGAAAAAAGAAGCCGUAUUUAUGCCCCUCUAGAGAGGAAAGGAUGCGGGUUAAACCACAGAGCCUAGGACUUGCCGAUCAGAAGGUCGGCAGUUCAAAUCCCUGCGACGGGGUGAGCUCCCGUUGCUCAGUCCCUGCUUCUGCCAACCUAGCAGUUCGAAAGCACGUCAAAGUGCAAGUAGAUAAAUAGGUACAGCUCCGGCGGGAAGGUAAACGGCAUUUCUGUGCGCUGCUCUGGUUUUGCCAGAAGCAGCUUAGUCAUGCUGGCCACAUGACCCGGAAGCUGUACGCCGGCUCCCUCGGCCAAUAAAGCAAGAUGAGCGCCGCAACCCCAGAGUCGGUCACAACUGGACCUAAUGGUUAGGAGUCCCUUUACCUUCACCUUUAGAGAGGAAAAUGUUUUAUCACUUUAUUAUUCCUUGCGCAGAUGACGAAGUAAAGGCCGUUCCACAUCUGCUAAGCCAAAAUAUUUGGAUUGAAUUCAGUACAAGUCUGAUCCCCACAUAUGUAUAGAUAGGAAUUGGAGUCUAGCAACAGCAGGAGGGCAUGGGUGCCUCACCAAUAUUUUAUAUACCAUACUUUCCCGUCUAUAAGAUGCCCCCAUGUAUAAGACACCCCCUAUUUUGGGGGACUAAAAUUUAUGUAAAUGGGGGAGAUGACACAAAAUUGUUGAGCCUUUUUUUUAAGGAAGGAUUGUCCAAAAGUUGUUGGGCUUUUUUGCGGAGGAUUGCACAGAGUUGUUGAGCUUUUAUGGGGGGGAAUGCUGAAAAUUGCUCACCCACACAUGUCGCUAAAUCCAACUCCCAUCUGUCCCCUCGCCAGCAGAAGCUAAGCUGCAAAUCACCUGCCCAGUUGCUGCAUCAUCGGCCAAUCAACACCACCCAUCGACACAGCAACCAAUAACACACGCAAUAGCCGCUGACAGCCACAGUGGCAACCAAUCAAACGUCCACCCUAUCCACUCCCCAUGUAUAAGACCGCCAUAAUAAUAAUAAUAAUUUAUACCCCGCCCAUCUGGCUGGGUUUCCCCAGCCACUCUGGGUGGCUUACAACAAAAUAUUAAAAUACAGUGGUCUGUUAAACAUUAAAAGCUUCCCUAAACAGGGCUGCCUUCAGAUGUCUUCUAAAAGUCUGGUGGUAGUUGUUCUCUUUGACAUCUGGUGGGAGGCCGUUCCACAGGGUGGGUGCCACUACCGAGAAGGCCCUCUGUCCCUGUAACUUGGCUUCUCACAGUGAGGGAACCCCCAGAAGGCUCUCAGAGCUGGACCUCAGCAUCCGGGCAGAACAAUGGGGGUGGAGACGCUCCUUCUGGUAUACUGGACUGAGGCCGUUUAGGGCUUUAAAGGUCAGCACCAACACUUUGAAUUGUGCUUGGAAACGUACUGGGUGCCAAUAUAGAUCUUUCAAGACUGGUGUUAUGUAGUCUUAUACACUGAAAAGUAUAGUAAUCCUUCCAGAGGGAACUCGUGGGGAAGUGUACUGUAUUAGGCAAAUUGCUGCUUCAGGAAUUAGACUACUCAUCUUUUUAAUUACCGCCACAAAUACCAGCAGGGCUACUCUGGAGCAAAUACUUUGGAGAGCGCAUCCCCGUUUAUGCAGACCCACCGAAUUUAGAACUGCCAUUGCCAUAGAAUAUUUGCGCCUUCUAUUUUGUGGGUCAUAUACAGUCAUACCUCGUGUUGCGUUUGCUUCAUGAUACGCUUUUUCAGGCUGUGUCCCGCGGCGACCCGGAAGUACCAGAAAGGGUUACUUCUAGGUUUCGCCGCAUGCGCAGACGCGCAAAAUGAUGUCAUGUGCAGAAGCGGCGAAUCGCAACCCAAGCACGCGCAGAUGCGGGUUGCGUUCUGCUCAUGUUGCGAACGGGCCUCCAGAACGGAUCCCAUUCGCAACCAGAGGUACCACUGUAUUUGUUAUUUGCAACAUUUGUCGGCUACUUUUCUAUAGCCUCUUUGUUUUCCAACGACAGUACGAUCAUCACGAAUUUCCUGGCGUCGUCCCGAGGACAUUCCUUGGCCCCUUGUUUGUCGCCCUGCUUUCCAGCCCAGCCGUCUGUCUGCUGUCGCUGCUGCAAAUGUCCAAGUUUUACUCCCAGCUGAUAGGUAUGAGAUCUGUUGCUCAAGUCAAGAAAGGCCCUUUUCAGGAAUUGGGGGCGGGGGGAGCCUCUGUAAUAGUCUGCAAACUGUGGAUGAGGAAACCAUGAUCCUGGACUACAGCUCCCAUUAUCCCUUAGCAUGGACCAUACUUACUGGCGCUGCUGGGAGCUGUAGUUCAACAACAAUAAGUAGAUCGACAAUAUGAGAACACUUGCAACUUGUGAACGGGCUGCUUACAGACGCAGACUGGGAUAAAUAUGACAAUAUUUGGAAUGUGUUACACAAAAUGCAGUAGGCUAUUCAUAUUUACAUAAGUAUUGGAAUAAUAUCAAAUUCAUAUUUAAGGGUUAGGGUAUUUUUCGUAUAUAUUUAUAUAAUGCUUUUUCCCCUUUGCACAUUUUUGUGCCUUUCUAUUUUUCUGUCUUACCUGUUUUUUAGAUCACUUUAUUUCUUUAUAACUGGAAACUUGGAAUGAGUUAUACUAAAUGCAGUAGGCUACUAAUAUUUACAUAUUAAUAUGUAAAUAGGGCCUUCUCGGUACUGGCGCCUGCCUUGUGGAACGCCCUCCCAUCAAAUGUCAAGGAAAUAAACAACCACCUGACCUUUAGAAGACAUCUGAAGCAGCCCUGUUUAGGAAAGUUUUUAAUGUUUGAUUUUUUAAUGUGUUUUAAAUAUCCUGUUGGAAGCUGCCCAGAGUGGGAGUCCCGGCCAGAUGGGCAGGGUAUAAGUAAUAAAUUAUUAGUCGUAUUAGUAUUAGUAUUGGGAUAUUAAUAUCAAAUUUUUAUUUAUGGGUUAGGGUAUUUUUUCAUAUAUAUUCAUUUAAUGUUUUCUCCCCAACCUUUACACAUUUUUGUGCCUUUUUAUUUUUCUUUAUUUUCUGUUUCUGUGUAUCACUUUAUUUCUUUAUAACUGGAAACUUUGAGUUAUACAAAAUGCAGUAGGCCAUUAAUAUUUACAUAAGUAUUGGGAUAUUAAUAUCAAAUUUAUGUUUAUGUGUUAGGGUAUUUUUCAUAUAUAUUCAUUGAAUGUUUCCCCCCCAACCUUUACACAUUUUUGUGCCUUUUUAUUUUUCUCUAUUUUCUGUUACAUUAUAUCACUUUUUUUCUUUAUAAUUGGAAACUUUGAAUGAGUUACACAAAAUGCAGUAGCUAUUAAUAUUUACAUAAGUAUUAGGAUAAUAAUAUCAAAUUUAUAUUUAUGGGUUAGAGUAUUUUUUUUAGAGUAUUUUUUAUAUAUAUUUAUAUAAUUUCCCCCCUUUGCACAUUUUUGUGGCUUUUUAUUUUUCUCUCUUUUCUUUUUCUUUGUAUCUCUUUAUUUCUUUAUAACUGGAAACUCUGAAAAUAAUUGAAACUUGUCAAUAAAUUAUUAUUAUUAUUAACAGUGAAAAUAGUAAAAAUAAAAAACUUGUGGAGGGCCACAGGUUCCUCACCUCUGCUACAAUCUGUGAUGCAGUUAGAUUGCCAGAGUAAUCUUGUGACGCAGCAGUCGAUUCUUCCAUUUCUACUACAGAUAACAUUUGCCCUCCCUCCCCACCUUGUUUUAUUUCCAUGCAAGUCCGAGGAAGCCUGGGGCUGUGUGUGAUUUAUGCCUUGUGGCGAUUGCACAAAGAAGUGAGAAAGCAGUUUGGUCCGACCGUCUCCACGAUGUUCUGUCUCAUAACUGCGACGCAAUUCCACCUGAUGUUCUACUGCACUCGAACGCUCCCCAACGUGUUUGCACUACCCGUCGGUAAGCAGUUUUACCUGCCGUUGCCUUUAGGCUGAAAUAACUUGCUGCUUGAUCAGUGCUUAAUCCAGAAUGGAAAACGAACGAGGUCCUAACCAAAGAAGAAUGGCAACUUAAGCUGAUGGAAUAUGCGCAGCUUGUGGACCUAACAUAUAGAAGAAGAGAACAAGAAGAACAUGCGUUUAGAGAAGAUUGGAAAAUGCUUAUUGAAUAUAUGGGGGGGAAUGGCGUACAUUUGAAAAGGGGCAGCAUUAAGAUAAAUUCAACGGUGUAAAUAAGUUUGAUGAAUGGAAUAAUGGAAUACUGAAUGGUCUAGUUCAGGCACGUCCAACUUCCUUUUUUAAUUUUUUUUAUUGAUUUUAACAUAUAAAUUAUAAAAUGUACCACAAAACUUAUCACUUAUACAAUCUUUUUAGACUUCCAUCAGCACCUCUGAUGAUCCACCGUUUAAACCACUUCUUAUGCAUUUCUUAACUUUAUAUUGCCUUUACAUCUCUUAACAAAUCAUCCUUCCCCUUCUCCAUUUUUGCAAUACUUCCAAUAAUACUCUUCACAAAACUUCUUGCAAACCUACAAACGUUGUCUGAUCUUCACAAAUACUUUUCAAGUAGUCUGUAAAUUUACUGCAGUCUUCCAUGAAUUUCUGGUGCCGCCAGUUUCGAAUCCUUCCUGUUAGUUUAUCUAGUUCUGCAUAGUCCAUUAACUUCAUUCUCCAUUCUUCAAACGUCGGUAAUUCUUCUUGCUUCCAUUUUUGGGCCAGUAAUAUUUUUGCUGCUGUUAUUGCAUAUAAAAAGAGCUUAUAUUCCUUUCUAUUUAUAUCACUCCCCACAAUGCCCAGUAAAAAUGCUUCUGGUUUCUUUAUGAAAGUAUAUUUCAACAUUUUUUUCAUCACAUUAUAUAUCAUCUCCCAGAAGCAUUUCACCUUUUUACAUUCCCACCACAUGUGAUAAAAUGUUCCCUCUUUUUCUUUACAUUUCCAACAUUUAUUACUGACUUUAUACAUUUUCGCUAACUUGACAGGUGUUAUAUACCAUCUAUACAUCAUUUGCAUCACAUUUUCUUUUAGGGCAUUGCAUGCAGUAAAUUUUAAACCUUCUUUCCAUAAUUUUACCCAAUCACUCAGCUGUAUAUUAUACCCAAAAUCUUUGGCCCAGUGAAUCAUAACCGACUUAACCUCCUCGUCCUUCAAAUGCCAUUCAAGCAGCAGUUUAUACAUUUUAGACAAAAAUUUAGAAUCAUUACUUAAUAUCCAGGCACGUCCAACUUCCAAGAGACUGUGAUCUACUCACAGUAUAAGAAGAACAGCUGUGAUCUACCCAUUGUCAUUGCCAGGAGUUGUUGACCUUUUUUUUAGGGGAGAGUUGGCCGAAGUAUGCAAAAUUAAAAUUAACCAUGGGCAGAGAAGAAAUUGAUAUUUUAAGGUUGUUUAAAUCAAUGUUUUAAAUUGUAAAACAGAAAAUUUAAUGAAAAUUAUGUUGUUAUUUUUAAAACGGAACCCCAAAUCUGGUCACACUUUGACAGAUUCUUUUGUUUCUUUGUCCACCAGUUCUACUGGCAGUCACGUCCUGGAUUCAGCAAAAGCACCGCUCGUUCAUCUGUUUCUCAGCGUUGGCCAUUAUUGUCUUCAGAUCUGAGCUCUGCAUAUUCCUGGGUCUUAUGCUUCUGAUAACCCUAUUUAAUAAAAGGCUCUCCUUUGUGAAAAUGCUUUCCUAUAGCGUUCCUGCAGGGGCUCUCUGGCUAGGUAAGUCUUUUCUUGAAGACCCAUUUUUCUUUCACAUUGCUUUUAGUGUCGAUGCGUUUCUGUGAAGAACCGGAGGUUGGCUGUGGGUUAUUAGUAGCUAUUUUUAUUUCUGGUCUUGAACAGCCUUCCGAAAUGGCUUCAUUAAUUUUAUGGAUUGCUUGGCUGGACUCGGAGAUCUUUCUAAUUACUGUUCUGAAGUAUUUUACUGAAAUUGUGUUGUUGCUUUAUAACGAUAAAGGAAACUGCCUCGGGAGAAUUGUUUGCUUUGAAAGAUUGAAGCUGAAAAGCGACGAUGCCCUAGAAAUAUUUAACAAUUAAAAUGCACCUUUGGACUAGUGAAGAAAUAACCCCUUUCUAAAAACUAAGUCUUAAACACCUAACAUCAAAUAGCUAUUUUAUUUUUUUAUAUACAAUAUGGUCUCCAAAGAUAUUUCAAAUAACUUACCAUCAUAUAGUUUUUUUAUACAUACAUAACGUCUUCUAGACUUCCCACCCCACCUUUCCAUGUUUAUUUUUACUACUUUUUAUUAGCUGUUUUAAAACCUAUUAUCUAAGCCCUGAUAUCAUUAAUUCUUUCAAUAAUCUGCUGCUUAUAUUUCAAAUCCUGCCUGCGACUUCAACCCAGAGUGAAGGUUUUUAUUCCACUGUAAUUCAGAUUGUGUUUUAUGUCUUAUCUGGGAAGCAAAUUCAUUGCUUCAAGUGGGAAAAAGAAAAGAAAAGGUGUUUUCCUUUUCACUUUGGGAUUUUGCUUUCUUUUAGGCCUCACCGUAGCCUUGGAUUCCAUGUUGUGGAGGCAGUUUCUGUGGCCCGAGGGGAAAGUGCUUUGGUAUAACACCGUUUUAAAUAAAAGUUCCAACUGGGGAGUAUCCUUUAAUGUACAGCAUCAGUGAAGUCAGGUAUUCUGAGCUGGCAUGAUCGUCCCAGCUGAUGCCCUGUGAGUUUCUUUCUCUCUCUGAUUUUUAUUGCUUUUACAUAUAAUCACAUCGCGUGUCGAGGUCCCCAGGGCCACCCCAAUAACUCACACAUCACACGGAAUUUUUGUUUAAGGUUUUUGGCAUAAUUUUGGCCACAACUUUAUUAAAAUACAAACAAGUGAGUGGUUGCUUAGGCAUUGGUUGCGACUAUCUGCCCCCACCGUGGGGGACAGUCUGACAUUCCGCACGCCUGUGAAAGUCAGAAAAGGGGAAUACACUUGGGGGUAGCGACAGAGCAGGGAACCUGCCCUCAGCCCUCACCAAAUGCGACCAGGAGCUCUUGCAAUGGCCCGAGCCCCCUUGACAGAGUGGACAAGCAAUAGUUAGCCCCUGAUUCCUUUAACGGAAUCCCUCGCAGCAGCAGCAUUAGAGGAGCAGGCACAGCCAAUCCAUAAACCAAUGCCUAACCGCAACCUUACAAGUUGUGACGAUUUGUUACGCAGUAGGCAAAAACCAAAUGGCCCCAGCCAAUCAGCCAGAUGGACAAAAUUCCUACCAGGCCCCUGCCCCAAAGCAGACGACCCCAUGACAGGCACAGCAAGGUCAAAGCGAACAUCCCUAAAUAUAGGGAGGGGGGACGGGCAAUCUGAUGCACGGGCGAAAAGAGGAAACCCUAGCCUCCUGCAAAUAGUUUUAGCAUUUCUGGCUGUCAAUCAACAAAUGGCAACAUUAACUUUUCCCAACAACAAGGGAAGCCCAAUCGUAUCAGUGGCCAACGGUCAAUUAGCCUGUCCCACAACUUUGGAGUGUCCUGGCGGCCCCCACCACAACACAUGCUCUCCAUGAAGGAGAACACGCUUUACGUAACAUCGUAUCCUCUUAUUUUAUCUAUUUGGCUCGACUGAUUGAGACUUUCAAUUGUGAGUUUCGAGGCCCAUGUUGGGCAAAAGAUCCCUGCAUUAUAGGGGGUUGGACUAGAUGACCCCUGGGGUCCCUUUACGAUUCUAUGUAAACUUUGCCCUUUCACAAAGCUGUGCCAUAUGGGAACACAGUGGUACUUUGGUUCUCAAACUCAGUCCAUUCCAGACGUCCAUUCCAAGGCGCACUUUCCCAUAGAAAGUAAUGCAAAACGGAUUAAUCCGUUCCAGACUUUUAAAAACAACCCCUAAAACAGCAAUUUAACAUGACUUUUACUAUCUAGCGAGACCAUUGAUCCAUAAAAUGAAAGCAAUAAUCAUCAUACUGCACCAUAAAAUAAAUAAGGCAGUAUUGUAGAUGAAAAAAAAUUACAUUUAAUUUCUUUUCUUACCUGCACUGAUGAUAGUCAGCUUUUAUUCAUUUCUGCAAUCAAUCAAUCAAUCAGUAGCUGAACUGGGAUUCCACACAGUCACAAAAACAAAUGAACCGAAAAAGCCUCAAAAACGAAAACGCAAGAUAAAUAGCAAAAACAAAAGCGCCAAACUUAAUCCGUUCCGGAAGUCCGUUUGACUUCCGAAAUGUUUGAAAACCAAGGCGUAGCUUCUGAUUGGUGCAGGCGCCACGGAAACAAUAGCCAGCAGCUGCAUUGGACGUUCAGCUUCCGAAAAUGUUCAAAAACUGGAACACAUUCUUAGUGUUUCUUUAUUCCACUAAAAUAGAACUUUUGUCUUUAUUCAGGGCCUGUGAGUACGUAACAUGCUUCUUCACUGGAAACAUUCCAAAAGGCAGUUUUAAAAGAAAAUAAAAAUCCUUAACUCCAUUUUUGCAGACUUCUCCUUUCCUGUGGUAUUUUUAUUCAGCCAUGCCUCGUGCCCUGGGUUGCAGUAUUCUAUUCAUGCCGUUAGGUGCAGGAGAGAGAAGGACUCGAAUAUUACUUAUACCCACACUUGGCUUUAUUUUUCUGUAUUCCUUUCUCCCACACAAAGAACUGCGGUUUAUUAUAUACACUUUCCCAAUCUUCAAUAUUGUGGCUGCCAAAGGCUGCUCACGAAUGUAAGUUAAGAUUUUAAUUUUUUUAAUCCUUUCGUCCUUUGUUUUAUUGGUAAUGCAUUACUUGCCAGUUUUAGAAUCACUUUGAGUUGCCUCCUUCCAUCAAGGCUCACCUAACAAGGUAAAAUUGACCUGAAGGAAGAAAAAUGUGUGGAUUUAUGUUGGCCUAGAAGCCAUUCAUAUCCUCUCUCUCUGAGCCACCACAACGUGUGGGGUUCUUUUCUGUAUUUGAGUUGGAUAUAUUACAGGAAGACAAGAUCAGCCACCCCAACGUAUGUGUCGUCCCCGUCCCCCCAAUAUUUGAGUUGGAUAUAUUACGGGAAGACAAGAUCAGCACCCCUAAUGUCGGUUUUUUUCACCCUGUACAGUCAUACCUUGGAAGUCGAACGGAAUCCAUUCCGGAAGUCCAUUUGACUUCCAAAACAUUCGGAAACCAAUGCCUGGCUUCUGAUUGGCUGCAGGAAGGUCCUGCAGCCAAUUGGAAGCCCCGUCGGAUGUCCGAGUUCCAAAGAACGUUCACAAACCAGAAUACUCACUUCUGGAUUUCAAUCAUUUGUUUGGGAGCCAAGGCGUUCGACUUCCAAGUUACGACUGUGUUUGAGUUGGAUAUAAUACACAAAGACAAGAUCAGCCGCUAAGUCUCGUCUCCUUUUCUCCUUUGCAGUCUAAACAACUACAAGAAGUCUUGGUUGUAUAAGUUGGCAUCUCUCUUUGUUGCAGUACACCUUCUAGCUAAUGCUGUCUACUCGGGAGUAUCGCUGUAUGUUUCCCACUUCAAUUAUCCUGGAGGAGUCGCCAUGCAGAAACUCCACCAGUUAGUGUCUCCAACGGCAGGUGCGUGAAGCCGAGAUGAAACUUAAGGAAGAGACUUUUGGGCUCGGGUCCCGUGACAGUCCAUGGGGGGCAUCGUUUAUGCGUUUGCAAAUGCGUUGCUCGGCUUCGGGAAGCUGCUUUGAGGAGGCAGCUCGGAAUGGAGAAGCGACUGUCCUACGUUCACCGCAUAUGUCCAAUACACCGCGAUGCCACUGCGGCUGAGCGGCACCAGGUUCUCAACACUGCGAUGUAUCGCCAGCCAAAUGUUGUGAUACGGUGAUACAUUGUGAUGUUGAAAAGCUGGUGAAGAAAGGAGCUGUGUCGGGUCUGGUUCUGCAAGGCAAUGUGUUAGGGACCAUGUUGAGGAGGGUCCCCUCCUCCUAAUCCUGAUCCUGAAUCUUCUCAGGAGCAGGAGGACAGUAUAACAAUAACAAUAACAAUAAUUAUUAUUAUUAUUAUUUAUACUCCGCCCAUCUGGCUCGGUUUCCCCAACCACUCUGGGUGGCUUAUUGGAAUUGGAAGAGUGGUUUGCAGAGGGGCAUAGUUCAGAAGGCAGAAGCUGGGAAAUACUGGAUGGGGAAGAGCUAGCAGAAGAAACAGUAGGAGAGAGAGAGUUAACAGAUUCAGUCUCUGGGCAACACCCACUCCCCUUCCCCAAAGUCCCGGAGAGCUCAGAAAGUGUCACAAAAGAAAACACAGAGGCUCCAAGCACAGAUUACAAGAGGUAGGAGUGACGUACAUUAAUUGGGACGGAGCGGGGCAUGACCUUAAUUGGGAGCACCGCCAUUCUGGUUGGAUGUUUUCUUUUGUCCUUCCUUGUGUUUAUUAAAGAAGCUAACUGGUUAGAAUUCCCUUUCGUUUGAUCGGCCAUGGGGGAGGAAGCUGAUUCCCCGAAGCCUGACACAAUGCAGUGAGACAACCUCUGAUCCCUCAGCGGGAGUGACAGCAAAGUCACCCCAGUGCCUCGUGGGGCCCGGCCUGAGGUGGCCUGUUCCUCUGCACACAUCAGAGUGAGUCCAUCCCAACACCUGGCACACCGAGGGAAAAACGAGCUCCGUCGACUCUGGCGCCUUGCGGCCAGUGUGGUGUAGUGGUUAAGAGUGGUAGUCUCGUAAUCUGGUGAACCGGGUUCGCGUCUCUGCUCCUCCACAUUCAGCUGCUGGGUGACCUUGGGCUACUCACACUUCUUUGAAGUUUCUCAGCCCCACUCACCUCACAGAGUGUUUGUUGUGGGGGACGAAGGGAAAGGAGAAUGUUAGCCGCUUUGAGACUCCUUUGGGUAGUGAUAAAGCGGGAUAUCAAAUCCAAACUCCUCCUCCUCCUCCUCCUCUUCUUCUUCUUCUUCUUCUCUCAGUUUGAAGAGCAGAGCGUGAUGGCGCCUAAGUCUGGUGGCAUAUCGUGGGUGAACGGCGGCACCUCUCCUGACUUGGGAAUGGCAGCAGUUUCACCUGCGAUACACCGCCAGGCAAGGACGCCAUCGCACUCUGGUCCUCAAACCAGCCCCGGGUGAUGUAUCAAUGCAUUGCCCAGGCCAAGAUGCCACUUUGAGGUCACGGCUUCCUCCAAAGAAUUCUGGGAGCUGUCAUUUGUUAAAGGUGCUGAGAGUUGUUAGGAGACCACUGUUGUCCUCCCGGAGCUACGGUUCCCCAAAGUGGUUUUAAAAAGUCCCUCUUCACUAGGAACUCGUGGGGACCGCAGCUCUGGGAGGGGAAUGACAUCAUAGUGAGGAGGAUGACAUCACAGUGCUUAAAAUGUAUGCUUAAAAUGUGGCCAGUGGCUGAGGAAAAGGUUAAGUAGCCACCUAUGAAUUCACUGGUUUAAAUUCCCUGGGCGGCAGGUAGAUUGAGGGGCAGAUCUUUGUAGCAGGUCAGCAAAAAAUCCUGACUCUCAGUUGUUCAUUUGAUGUGGUGCUCUCUAGAUAUCGCUGGUCCAUCUGUCCCAGACAGCACAGCCAGUGGUUAGAGAUGAUGGGAGUUAGGGUCCAACAACAUUGGGGGGGGGGCAGCACGGUGGUCACCGCCAGCUUAACAGCAGCGGCAACAAUAAAGUCCGUCCCCCCCACAAAAUAACAUAAAAUAGGUUGACGAAAUAAGGAAAGCUUGGAGGAGAGAGGAAAUCGGAAAUGGAUUUCUGCAGGGAGGGACUCUGAGCUCGAUUCUGGUACUGGAAAGUAAUUAUUUUGCUGGGCUUGUGAUCAGAGGUACCAUGUUCUGAAUAAUAAUAAUAAUAAUAAUAAUAAUAAUAAUAAUAAUAAUAAUUUAUACCCCGCCCAUCUGGCUGGGUUUCCCCAGCCACUCUGGGCGGCUUUCAACAAACUAUUAAAAUACAGAUGUCCAUCAAACACUAAAAGCUUCCCUAAACAGGGCUGCCUUCAGAUGUCUUCUAAAAGACUGGUAGUUGUUUUUCUCAUUGACAUCUGCUGGGAGGGCGUUCCACAGGGCGGGUGCCACUACCGAGAAGGCCCUCUGCCUGGUUCCCUGUAACCUCACUUCUCGCAGUGAGGGAACUGCCAGAAGGCCCUCUGAGCUGGACCUCAGUGUCCGGGCUGAACGAUGGGGGAGGAGAUGCUCCUUCAGGUAUACUGGGCCAAGGCCAUUUAGGGCUUUAAAGAUCAGCACCAACACUUUGAAUUGUGCUCGGAAACGUACUGGGAGCCAGUGUAAUUCCAAGUAUAUGUCCAUUAUUUUACACCAGGCUCCAGCUGGCGGACAACACACGGGGUUGUACUAAAAAGCAUGUAAAUUCUCCCUACCCCAGUGUUGAUUAAGUUUUACUCCUUCCCUUCAAGCGUUUCUGUCUUGAGCUCCUGUUUAUUUAGAAGCACUGUUUCGUUCUCUCCUCAGAUGUUUCCGUCCAUAUCGAUGUAGCUGCAGCGCAGACCGGAGUGUCUCGGUUUUUAGAAGUGAAUUCGCAUUGGAAGUAAGAUUUUUUUAAUAUAAUAAUAAUUUUUAUUAGUUUUCCAUUGCAGUCCAGUAACAGCCUCAUUAUAACUAUACCAAUUUAUAAUACAAUUAUUAAUACCAUUUGUUCAAAUUCCGAAUUGUAUAAUUUAGAUACAGUGGUGCCCCGCAAGACGAAUGCCUCGCAAGACGGAAAAACCGCUAGACGAAAGGGUUUUCCGUUUUGGAGGUGCUUCGCAGGACGAAUUCCCCUAUGGGCUUGCUUCGCAAGACGAAAAUGUCUUGCGAGUCUUGAGAUUUUUUUUUCGCUUUUCCCCCCCCUUUAUCUAAUCUGCUAAGCCUUUAAUAGCCUUUAAUAGCCUUUUAGCAGCUAAUCCCCUAAGCCUUUAAGCCUUUAAUAGCCACUAAACCGCUAAUAGCGCUAAUCCGUUAAGGCGCUAAUAGGGUUGCUUCGCAAGACGAAAAAACCGCUAGACGAAGACUCUCGCGGAACGGAUUAAUUUCGUCUUGCGAGGCACCACUGUAAAGUGUUGCACGACAACUGAUAUUCCUGCAUUGCAGGGGGUUGGACUAGAUGACCCCUGGGGUCCCUUCCAACCCUACAAUUCUAGGAUUCUAUUAUUUUAUCAUUAAUAUUAAACAAUUUAUUUAUUUAUGCUUUUCAAGUUUAUACAUUUCACUAAUUUUACAGUCAUUUUGACAUUUCAAGAUUUCCUUCUGCCUCUUUCUGCACUUUCUUAAAUUUGUUUAUCGUACCUUCUGUAUAUCCAAAUUAAUUGAAUUUACUCAUUUAUUCAUCUUCUUUAAAUAUAUACUCUUAUAAAACUGCAGGUUAUUACCAUAAUCCUGCCCAUGUUUUUACAGUGGUGCCCCGCAAGACGAAUGCCUCGCAAGACGGAAAACCCGCUAGACGAAAGGGUUUUCCGUUUUGGAGGUGCUUCGCAAAACAAAUUUCCUAUGGGCUUGCUUUGCAAGACGAAAAUGUCUUGUGAGUUCCUGAGGGGUUUUUUCCUCCCCCCCUUUUUCCCAAGCCGCUAAGCCGCUUAUCAGCUGAUCCGCUAAGCCGCUUAACAGCUGAUCGCUAAGCCGCUUAUCAGCUGAUCCGCUAAGCCGCUUAACAGCUGAUCCGUUAAGCCACUAAGCCGCUUAUCAGCUGAUCCGCUAAGGCGCUUAACAGCUGAUCCGUUAAGCCACUAAGCCGCUUAUCAGCUGAUCCGCUAAGCCGCUUAACAGCUGAUCCGUUAAGCCACUAAGCCGCUUAUCAGCUGAUCCGCUAAGCCCGCUAAGCCGCUAAUAGCGCUAAUCCCCUAAACCGCUAAUGGGCUUGCUUUGCAAGACGAAAAAACCGCAAGACGAAGAGACUCGGGGAACGGAUUCUUUUCGUCUUGCGAGGCACCACUGUAUCUGUUUAUAAUUUAUCGGUAAAUAUUCAAUAAACCGUUUCCGUUCUUUUGUAAAAAAUAAUAAUAUGAAAAUGUUAUCUUGAUAUCUUAUUCUUCUUAAUACGAAUAAGAACUAGGAUUCUAUUCUAGAUGCAGUUUUGGCUUUUGACGCAAUCUGCAAAUUCAGUAAAGUUGUGGGCUUACUAUAUCGCCAGAGUUCACAAAGGAAUCUUCCCAUUUCCCAUUAAUGGAAAUCUAGGCAAAUCUUUUUCCCAAACUGGGCAGCGCUUCGCCUUCAGAACUGCCUAAAUUCAGUUAAAUGGAUGUCAGCACGAUUAAGAUGUGUGUGAGAAGCCUCGGCCCUUCGGCAGGAGCCCGUGUUUCAGCUCUGAGCACCUACAUAAACUCAGUGACUCAUAUAGGACACCUGAGCUGCCUUUUCAUCGCCGUGCCUCAAAUCUGCCUCAAGAAAAAUGGCUGGUGGCUGAUUGUCUUCCUCCUGUGACUGACGGCGCAUCAGCUUGACAGACAUGCUAACGCAAGGCAUGCUCUCUAUCAUCUGGGCAAAACCAGGAUGAAAGGACGGGGCUGAAUAAUAGUGUUUGGCAGAGCUUGCACCUUAAUGACAGCUUCUUCAGUAGCCGGGGGCAAAGUAUUACUCCAGGAGUCGGCCAGGUGUUUGGUUUUCUCCUGCAAGCAUCCCAUACUUAGUGUUUCAAUUAGCAGCUAGCUUAGAUUACGUGCAGCUGGCAACUGCAACCCAAUUUAUGAGGGCGGGAGCAUCUGCCCAGUGACGGGCCAGGUUCCUCAAACAAAAAAGUCUGCACUGUUUUGCACAAGACGUGUUCUUCAUACUUAGGGAUGGAGGGAGAUUAUUCUGAGGAGCAGACUGCCCUGUUGUUGUUCUUUUCUGCCGGACCUUGGCCAACCUGGUGCCUCUUAGAUAUUUUGGGCUGCAGAUCCUGUAGUUCAGAUAGGCUGCGCUGCUAACACAGGGCUGAAGACAUUAAUGGGUGCGAUUAACUGGAGCCAGUCAGCCUGGCUAUUCCCUUAGCUCCCCGGGUGUCUAUGCACAGCCUACCUUUCCCUGAUGCCGGAGGAAGCCAAGCGAGUGUUGCAGAGCUGAUGCACAAGGGUGAAAAAGUAGGGGAACAAUCAGAACAAUUUGUCACCCAUUGCUAGCGAGGAAGAGUCGUAGUGGUCUGCUACAGAAGUUUGCAUCACCUUCUGUGCGGUUUGUGAGAAGAGCCAGGGUGGCGUAACUGUUAGAGUGCCAGACUAGGACCUUGGGAGAGCAGGGUUCAAAUCCCCAAUCAGACAGUGAAGCCCUCUGGGUGCCCUUAGGCCAGUUGCCAUCUCUUAGCCUAACCUGGGACGCGGGUGGCGCUGUGGUCUAAAUCACUGAGCCCCUUGGGCUUGCCGAUCAGAAGGUCGGCGGUUCGAAUCCGGACAACGGGGUGUGCUCUUGUUGCUCUGUCCCAGCUCCUCCCCUAUCAGUUCGAAAGCACACCAGCGCAAGUAGAUAAAUAGGUACUGUUACAGCGGGAAGGUAAAUGGCGUUUCUGCGCGCUCUGGCUUCCAUCAUGGUGUCCUGUUGCGUCAGAAGCGGUUUAGUCAUGCUGGCCACAUGACCUGGAAAGCUGUCUGUGGACAAACGCCGGCUCCCUUGGCCUGAAAGCGAGAUGAGCACCAGAACCCCAUAGUCGCCUUUGACUGGACUUAACCGCCCAGGGUUCCUUUUACUUUUUUCAUCUCACUGGGUUGUUGUGAAGAUGAAAUAUGGGAGGGGGGGGUGGACGGUUAAGUCCAGCUUUCCAGGUCAUGUGGCCAGCAUAACUAAACCACUUCUGGCGCAAUGGAACACCAUGAUGGAAACCAGAGCGCAUGGAAACGCCGUUUACCUUCCUGCCGGAGCGGUACCUAUUUAUCUACUUGCACUGGCAUGCUUUCGAACUGCUAGGUUGGCAGGAGCUGGGACAGAGCAACGGGACCUCACCCUGCCACGGGGAUUCAAACCUCUGACCUUCCCAAGAGGCUCAGUGGUUUAGACUCCAAGUUAAAAAGGUAAAGGUACCCUUGCCCAUACGGGCCAGUCUUGACAGACUCUAGGGUUGUGCGCUCAUCUCACUCUAGAGGCCGGGAGCCAGCGCUGUCCGCAGACACUUCCGGGUCACGUGGCCAGCGUGACGAAGCUGCUCUGGCGAACCGGCACCAGCGCAGCACACGGAAACGCCGUUUACCUUCCCGCUAUAAAGCAGUACCUAUUUAUCUACUUGCACUUAAGGGUGCUUUCGAACUGCUAGGUGGGCAGGAGCUGGGACCGAACGACGGGAGCUCACCCCGCCGCGGGGAUUCGAACCGCCGACCAUGCGAUCGGCAAGUCCUAGGCUCUGUGGUUUAACCCACAGCGCCACCCGUGUCCUAGACUCCAAGUUAGGUGUGUAUAAAGUAGCGACCUCCACUGACCAUUAGGCGUUGUGUCUAAAAUAAGGCUCAAUGCUGCAUAGGAAUCACAUCCGCUGAACUUGAAAUCAUUGUCCUAAUCUCAGAUGCUUUGGAAUAGACCAAGACUGAUGGAAGGGAUGCAGUUCUAUUUGUUAUUCACAAACCUCAAGUCUGAUUUAGCAUUAAGGGCAGGUUCCAGUUUUUAAUUUUUUAAAAAGAAUAAAGACAUCAAAACGCUCUUUACAUCUUGGCCGUAGACACAGUUUGCAAAUGAGGUAGAUUUAAUGAGAUGUUUACUGGACCAGUAUUUUAUGUGCACAUCAUGUUCUCCGUUCUGUCUGGAAAAUGCGGCUAAAUCGCCUGAAGCAUCCCCAAAGAAACUUGUUUCAAUUUUAAUGCCUCUCUCUUGGGCAUUGUUAAUAGCAAAGGGAAGUACACGUUGCUUAGGAUUUGGGGAGGCGAAUAAGAUGUGCAGCUUUUUGCAAUCGGAAUAGUGGGCAGGGCUGCAUUUAGUCAAUGCGCACAGGCAUUCUGCCAUUGCUACAAGUUGGGUAGCUGUGCCCUGUUGCCGCUUCAGCCCCAUGGAAAAGGCUUGAUGCCCCCUAUCACGGGCUCGCCGUGGUGUAGCUCCUUCCACUGCCGGUUGGCAGCCCAUUCCAGUCGUGUUUCAACGUGCCAUUCCGACCUAUGCCCACUUUGUCCUACACAAUUGAUUUGGGUACAGUGGUAGCUCGGGUUAAGAACUUAAUUCGUUCUGGAGGUCCGUUCUUAACCUGAAACUGUUCAUAACCUGAGGUGCCACUUUAGCUAAUGGGGCCUCCCACUGCUGCUGCGCUGCCGGAGCACAAUUUCUGUUCUCAUCCUGAAGCAAAGUUCUGAACCUGAAGCACUAUUUCUGAGUCUGUAACCUGAAGCGACUGUAACCCGAGGUACCACUGUAUUCGUGACAUCUAUGCUAGAUACUCUUUGGGGUAGAUAGUGACAGAUUUCAGUGUCUGCAGGUCUAAUGUUGCACCUCCCCUUUCUGCAAUAGCUGCCACGAUCCUUUAUUUUUUUUAAAGAAAUGAUAGUGCAAAUAAGUAUCUGUGCUAUUCACUUACAAAACAGUAGGGCGAUGAGAUAGGCAAAACAGCCUAGUUUUUAAAAAAUUGCCCAAGUUUGGCAUUUUUUUAAAAAAAUCUUCCUUGCUCCCUAGAACAUCAUAGAUAACUUCCCAUGUUUCUUUCCACACUGUUUUAUUUAUGGCCCAGGAGUUGAAUGUGGUUCGCAGACCUAUCUUCUCCUGGGCAAACUGCCUAGGCUACUCUGUCUCUCAGACUGUGCUCUGCCCCCUUCUGUAGUCAUUUUUGAGGGACUGGAAUGUGACCUUGAAUGAUGAUGCCCCUCUCUUGCCCGGAAAAAGGAUGGGGAGUUGUGCGUGUGAAGGUUGUCCUUAUGAGAAUGUGGCUCUCCAAUAACAUGCUGUUAUUCUUUGAAGGAGAACUACUUGAAAAUGAUUUACAGAUGGUAUUUAACUUCAAGUAGACUUGCUAAGAUGUAUAAAGACUGAAUCAGAUAGGUGCUGGAGAUGCAAAGAGAUGGAGGGAAUGUUCUUUCAUAUGUGGUAGAUUUGUAAAAGGGUAAAAGUGUACAGUGGUACCUCGGGUUACAUACGCUUCAGGUUACAUACGCUUCAGGUCACACACUCCGCUAACCCAGUGCUUCAGGUUAAGAACUUUGCUUCAGGAUAAGAACAGAAAUUGGGCUCCGGCGGCGCAGUGGCACCAGGAGGCCCCAUUAGCUAAAGUGGUGCUUCAAGUUAAGAACAGUUUCAGGUUAAGAACAAACCUCCGGAAUGAAUUAAGUACUUAACCCGAGGUACCACUAUAUUGGGAAAUGAAUGAUCCAUAAUGAUUUGAAAAAAAAAAUGUUUAAAAGUACUUUCCCCCCAAAACCCAGAGUCCUUUCUGUUGGGGAUAAUUCAGACUGAAAUUCCCAGGUGUCAAAAACGGUUAUUUAUGUAUGCCACUACUGCAACCUUUUAUUUUAUUAACCCAAAAAUGGAAAACAAGCGAGGUCCCAACCAGAGUGGCAACUUAAACUGAUGGAAUAUGCACAGCUUGCGGACCUAACAUAUAGACUAUGAGAACAGGAAGAUCAAACAUUUAGAGAAGAUUGGAAAACGCUUAUUGAAUAUAUGGGGAAUAACUGUGUACAGCUGAAAACGCUGGCAGCAUUAAGAUAAAUUCAACAGUGUAAAUAAGUUUUGAUGGAUGUUAUAAUGGAAUGCUGAAUGGUAUAGUUUCUGUAAAAUAUGCAAGGAUUUAUGAUAUGCAAAAUGAACUGUGGAAAGAGAAGAAAGGAAGUCAUUUAUAGUUUAGGGAUGUAAAAAUGAGUAAAACAGAAAAUUUAAUAAAAGUUAUAUGCAAGAGAGAGCGAAAGAGAGAAAAUGUGGCUCUGGAGCCCCACCACAACCCAAAUCCUUCCACGCUGGAACACUCUCAACCAUUUCCCCCGCAUGUGAAAAUAAUAAUAAUAAUAGUAAUAAUAAUAAUAAUAAUAAUAAUAAUAAUAAUAAUAAUGAUGAUAGUUUUAUUAUGCUCCCACUACUUGCUUAUUUCCAGACUGGAGCAAUGGUCUUACUUUUGAAAAGAAAAGAAAAAAACUAAUAGCAGUUUCUUAUUGCUUAUUCCCUUAACAGGUAUGACAAACGGGAAGACCUCAUGCCAGGUGACCCACUCAUGUUUUCAUACACACAUAUACUUAUGGAGAUGAACCCUGUUCAUUUGUCACAUUACGAGAAGACUCACAGAGUGCUGGCGCACAUACAUGGGACCAGUGGGAUCAGAUUGAAUUUUACUGUGCUGCCUCCUGUUUCUUUGAACUUGAAAUCCAAAUUAGUCUUGUUGGAAAAGUUCCCCACGUCGGCCGGAACGUAA
Molecule: messenger RNA, 23380 nt
Organism: Podarcis lilfordi (Lilford's wall lizard)
Lineage: Eukaryota; Metazoa; Chordata; Lepidosauria; Squamata; Lacertidae
Source: the annotation of a GenBank genome assembly